AUGGCCUUCAUCCCCUCCGAGCAUGCCUUUCCCAAAAGAGUCAACGCAGUGGAACGCUCCGUCGACACCUCCGCCGCCGAGACCACCUUCUGGGAAGACAUCCGAGACGACCUACAGCCCUGCACCCACUUCAACCUCAACCGAGACCUUUCUGUACGCGAAGGUUUCGGCUACGAAGUACGCCGAUAUUACAAGAGUCCAUCUGGAGAUGUCGAGAUGUUCCCCGGUACCCAGGGCGUGAUUGUGGGAGUGCCUCCGCGGGAUUAUGGUCAUGCUAGAGGCUAUGCAAAGGUCCAUGUUCCUGAACUCGAUCAGGUCAAGGUAGUGCCGACGGUUAUUCUUCGAACUGGCAAUGUUCACAUUGAGAAUCGCAAGUUGUACAACGAGAUCGUUAGCCGCCAAGGUAUACUUGCUCCCAAGAGUGGACAGACAUUUGAACAGCUUGACGCAGUGACUCAAGCAUACCUUUCGGCUCUGGAUGCGCUCAAGGUGGAACAGUGUUAG
Molecule: messenger RNA, 504 nt
Organism: Alternaria arbusti
Lineage: Eukaryota; Fungi; Ascomycota; Dothideomycetes; Pleosporales; Pleosporaceae
Exons: 1
Coding region: 1-504 (167 amino acids)
Source: RefSeq, a predicted model, not a curated record